GGAAAAAAUGUAAAUUUUUGUUUUCCAUUUUCUUUUUGUGAAACUGACGGACAAUUGGUAUUUUGCACACAAAUCUGUAAAAUUCGUCACUUUGUUGUCAUUUUUUUGUCAAGUUUAUAAUUCGGCUUCAUUCAUGAGCUGACCUAAAUAAUUAAAUUGAAGCCAAAAAUGAGGCGAAUAAAAUAUUUCUGCGAAUUAUUUUGCGACUUAUGAAACAGUUUAGCUGGAUGUUAAAGGCAGAAUUUUCCGUUCUAGCUAUCAUCUGCAUAUAUUGAAAAAAGAUGUCUUGAUAAAAUUCUCAAGCUGUUAAUUCCCGCGCUGAAUUCAGUCAAGUCUCGGUCGAAGAGAGUGUCCUUGCAAACGUGUGGUCUUCGUCCGCACGACAGACGAUGGCCACAGACUGGGAAGAAAUGCGCAUGAGCCUCCGGACUCCCAACACGCUACGCUUACAAAGACUCGCCGCCAUCUCUGACUUGAUGGACUCCCUACACGGCGCCCUGAGUGGCGUCCGCACAUGCCCCGUGUGCAAAGUGACCGCCCACCUGGGCGGGGGGUCGAGGCAGGUGUGCCCGUACUGCGGCUCCUUCUACAACGCCGCGGCGCACGACGGCGCCCUCGAGGCGUCCCCCAGCCUGCGGGCGGCGACGCUCCCUAAUAUUGAAGGAGAUCGACCCAUUGUAGGUGGCGUCGGUCACUACAUAAAUAGAUUCGGAAACUUCAUCUUCCACGACCACCCUGCCAACGGGCGCCGUGGGUCCAUGGACAGCAACUUCUCGCCGCUGGUCACCCACGUGGACGCCAACGCGACGCUAGCGCACGCGCACCGACGACGCCAGCAAGUCAAGCAUUCCAAAGACAAGAAAGCAGCGAAGAACUCCGAGGAGCAGUCGAGCGCCGACGCUGCGGCCACCGCUACCAGCUCGGGCAGCAGCGUGCCUGACAUCGCUUCCUUCCCGCCCAUCAAUCCCGGCACGGCGAGCAGCGUGCGCUCGUCGCCGUUGUCGCGCGGCCCGUCUCGCCCCCCGAGCGUGCGCUCGAGAGCAGCACGCAGCGCUGAGCGCGCCGUGAGCAGCACGAGCAGCCUUAGGGGCAAGGAGGUGCUCAGGCCCAACUACCCUGCGCUCACCAUCAACCGCGGCACUUUCCUUGAAGACGUGAAGAAGGCGCAUGAGACUAAGCAGUACGGUGACAUGAAGAAGUUUUAUUUCGAAACAUUCGAGUCGUACGCCAAUAUCUGCGCCACGUUUAAGCGCAGUCCUGACAUGGACGGUGCCCAGGCAGACGAUCACGGUCUCAAGACCGAGCUUCUGUACAGCGUGCACGACUCCAUACGUGAAAUGCCGUCAGUCGUACACAAGAACUUUUUGAAGGGGGUAAUCAACUCGAUGCUGCAGGAGAAGCCCAACUUGUUCUCGAAGGACAAGGUGCGAGCGUUGUUUGUUAUCCUGCAGAGCCCCGUGUUCCUGACGCAGUCGUCGUACACGGUGCUGGCUCACGUCCUACGCAGCAUCAUCGAGCUCGAUAAUGGCGACCACCAGCUCCUUGUGUGCUGGUUUAGAACGCUGGAGGUGGCCCGGUUCCGUUUCAUCGUAAGUUUCAUCACGCAGUUCCUAACAGUGCGGCAGUUCCCCCCCCUGGACCGCUCCCUGCCCCCCCUCAACAAGAGCAGAUGGUGGAUACCUACGGCCACCAGAGUGCUCGCCAUACUCUACGCGAGCAACAGCUCCAUACAGCCGCCCCUGAUCUCAUACACGGAGUUCUACAACGACGCCUUGGACCACUUGGACCUAAUACAGGAGUACCGGUCCUGGCAGAUGCCUGAGAAGUACGACACGUUCUCCUACUGCCAGUACCCCUUCAUGCUCUCCAUUGUCGCCAAGAGACACAUUCUCACCAAGGACGCAGAGCAACAGAUGAUAUUGACGGCGCGGCGCUCGCUGGUGGCUAAAGUGUCGCGGCACCAGGCGCCUCAGAUCGACAUCUUCUUCCUGAACAUCAACGUGCGUCGCUCGCACCUCGUCGAGGACUCGCUCAAUGAGAUCACGGCCAAAAAAGCUGACUUGAAGAAGAAGUUGAAGGUGACGUUCGAGGGGGAGCCUGGCCUCGACAUGGGCGGCCUCACGAAAGAAUGGUUCAUUCUGCUCAUCAAACAAAUAUUCAAGCCCGAGAACAAGAUGUUCGUGUACCACCCGUCCAAGAGACUGUACUGGUUCUCGCUAGGCCAGCUCGGCAACCAGCGACACUACAACCUCAUCGGUGUUCUCAUGGGCAUCGCCGUCUAUAAUUCCAUUAUUCUCGACAUCCAUUUCCCUUCCAUCUGUUAUAAGAAGCUGCUGAGUCCUCCCGUGGUGCCAACAAUGCAGGCCUUGCCGGUGGGAAUCGCCAGCAACCCAACGCUGGAAGAUUUCAGAGAAAUUAUGCCGGAGGUGAGCCACGGCCUCAGCGAGCUGCUCAAGUAUGAAGGAGACGUCGAGGAGGACAUGUGCCUCACCUUCCAGGUGAGCUUAGAAGAAUACGGCGAGCCUCGGACGUUUAACCUCAAGGAAAGUGGCGACAAGAUUCCAGUCACGAAUGAGAACAGACAUGAGUUCGUGAGCCUUUACCUGGACUGGAUCUUGAACACGGCCGUGUACGAACAGUUCCAGGCCUUCUACCUCGGGUUCCAUACUGUCUGCGCCUCCAAUGCGCUCAUCAUGCUGCGGCCUGAGGAGGUGGAGAUGUUGGUGUGCGGGAGUCCCACUAUCGACCUGGAGGAGCUCAGGAAAGUCACGGAAUACGAUGGCUAUUCGCGCGACAGUCAGACCAUCAAAUGGUUCUGGGAGAUCCUAGGCGACAUGUCAGUGGCGCAGCAGAAGCAGCUACUGCUGUUCACCACUGGCAGCGACCGCAUCCCUGUGGGGGGCAUGGGUGAGAUGGCCUUCAAGAUAUCCUGCUGGAAGGGCUACACUCACAUGUUGCCCCAGGCACACACAUGCUUCAACCAGCUCGUGCUGCCACCAUAUCCAUCUAAAAAGAUGCUUUACGACAAACUCAUGAUUGCUAUAUCCAACUCCGAAGGUUUUGGGUUAGAGUAAUUCCCCUUAGGGUUUAAAAGAUGCUUUACGACAAACUCAAGUCAUCCCCUUAGGGUUUAAAAGAUGCUUUACGACAAACUCAUGAUUGCUAUAUCCAACUCCGAAGGUUUUGGGUUAGAGUAAUUCCCCUUAGGACUUGGCACUUGCGUUUUACCUGUUGACGAUUACGACUGGUGGCGGGUGGCCAAUUAACUGCCUAAGAAAUUCCGUCCAUACUUUUCAAAAUGGUAUUAUAAUUUACAGGUCCUGUCAUAUACGGUAUUAUCUGGUGUGAUAAUAUCCUGGUUUACAUUCAAAUAUCAUGUUGAAUUUGAGUAGGAUUAGAAAAUUUCUACUUUUUCUGGUUUGUGUGAUAGCCUUUAGAAGUAGAUUAGUAAUAUUGAAUUUUCCACCAGAUUGAAUCAACUAAAUUUCCAUAGUACGUAUUGCAGAUAUAUUAAAGUCAGUGUGUUCCCGAAAUAAACUAUUUCUCACGUACCAUAACUGCUGCACCUGUUCUAUAAUUUACUAUAAAAGUAUUAAAGCAAUUUGAUGUUACAGUGAUUUCGAUUAUAUUUGUUUGUUACCAAUGUAUUCAAAUUUUUUGCCCUAUGAGUAUAUAAAUGGAGCUAUAUUCAUUGUGUCUUUUACAUAAACGCGAACGCGAGUUCUGGCAACAAUUUCAAUCAGCCUAUUUCAAAUGUUCUAAUUUUUGGCUAUUUGCGUCGUCUGGUUGUGCAAAGUUAACUUAUUAUUAGUUUUCAGUAAUGUAUGUGAUACUUCCUACUGAACAAAAUUAAUUCCCGCACAAACGAAGUGCAUCAAAACUUGAUUCAUUGAAAAUUACUUUUCCGAAAAUUCUUCAUGAGUCGACUCAACAUGCUUACCCAAUUAGGUAACAUUGCACAUUUUGAGUGUAUGAACGUUUCACGUUCUUUUCUCACAAAUAUGAGUCAAGAUGUACUAUUCGUCAUUAAUAUGCAACAGAUUCGUCGGCUGAUAUUUAAGAAAAUAUAAAUUACGCACAUGGUUUGUUAAUUCUUGUUGGUAUCCAGCAGGUUAUGUUGCCGAAGCUAUUAAAAUUCAUUUGGUUAGCCGUACAACAAAUUGUUUCCAAACAAAGUUAUAGUCCAUUAAGGAAAGUCAGACGACGAUUGUUUAUAACCAAUAUAAUUCCGCGAGUAAUUGAUACUUAUGCUAAUGAUAUCGUUGAUUAUGUUUCAGAUUAAUAUUAAUUUCUGACGAUUUCCUUUGGACCGCUAAGAAUAACUGCUGUAUGGGGAAGUUUCGUAGAGAAUUUGUUUUGGUUAGAAGUAUGUUGAAAUUUCAUUUCAGUAGUCAGAAACAACUAGUAGUUAUCAAGAUUGGGAUUUAAACGAUUUAAUGUAUUUUGGAAGAGCUAAUUUGAAUAAAAGAGGCUUUC
This is a messenger RNA of Hyalella azteca, 4476 nucleotides long. Its product is annotated as probable E3 ubiquitin-protein ligase HECTD2. The record is from RefSeq and is a predicted model, not a curated record. Gene Ontology annotation, molecular function: ubiquitin-protein transferase activity. Bases 390 to 3074 code for a protein of 894 amino acids. Lineage: Eukaryota; Metazoa; Arthropoda; Malacostraca; Amphipoda; Hyalellidae. The transcript is spliced from 19 exons.